UGACAGGCAUGGGAGCAUUGUUGAUAUUUUUUUCUGGCACGGGGAAUAGCUUCAUAGCACUGGGCAGAGUCAAACAAGUAGCUGUGUAGUGUUUAUGACCCGAUGACCUUGAUCAGUUCUCUCUUUUGAAUGAAGAGGUUUUGCCAACACCUUCCAAUAAAGAUUCAACAUUGGAGACGAUACACCCAGUGAGUGUGAAACCAUGAAGAUGUCAAUAUGCUGGUGUUGUGUCUUGUUUCUGAUCGGCAUUUUUGUUGGAAAUGUACAGGCAGAAACUUGUUCACUAGCCUCAUAUUACAGCAGUCACAUGGUAUUGCAGCAACAGCCGCAGAAUGCAAUUCUGUGGGGUUACACCGAUGUUAAGACUACAGUACAAGUCAGAGUUCAGGACAAUGUUCAGGACAAGAUGUACAAAGCUCAAACUGGAUUUAAGCCAUUUAGUACAACUGCAAUUUGGAAAGUGAAGUUAGAUCCAAUGCCUGCAGGUGGGCCUUACAACAUCACCGUUAUCUGUCAGGCAUUUACUGUGGUCAACACAAUCUACCUAGUGGACGUCAUGUUUGGAGAUGUGUGGGUUUGUAGCGGACAGAGCAACAUGGCAUUUACUGUCAAACAGGCUUUUAAUGGUUCAGAAGAGCUGAUAGAUUCGGUAAAAUAUCCUAACGUCAGACUGUUGGCAGUGACUGAAGUAACUUCAGCUACACCGGACUAUGAUUUCAAUGGUGGAUUGUACGAACCCUGGUCUAGGCCUAACUCAGACAGUCUUGGCGGCAAGGCUCCUACAUUUACCUACUUCUCUGCGUUAUGUUGGUUCUUUGGACGUGAUUUGUUCGACAGCCUGCAAUAUCCAAUUGGACUUAUCUCAAGUAACUGGGGAGGCACCCCAAUUGAAGUUUGGUCUGCACCUAAUGUUCUUCAGCAAUGCAAUGCUACAGAGAGUAUUAUACUCGAGCACGAUGAGAAGCUAGAAGGCUCGCUCAGAGGUCCUCAAACACCAACAUGUCUAUGGAACUCUAUGAUUCAUCCAAUGUUAAACUUCACGAUUAAAGGUGCAAUCUGGUAUCAAGGCGAAGCCAACACCAAAAACCCUGCUCCCUAUAAGUGUUUAUUCCAUGCUAUGAUUGAAGAUUGGCGCUUGAAGUGGAAUGAAGGCACUGAUGGGAGUACAGAUCCACAGUUCCCUUUUGGAUUCAUGCAGCUUAGCACUUCAAACUCUCCCAUCCCAGAAACAGUUGGUCCAUACCCUACCCUAAGAUGGCAUCAAACGUACGACUACGGUUACGUUCCUAAUUCCGUCAUGAAAAACGUCUUUAUGGCGGUCGGUAUCGACCUUGUAGACAAGACCUCACCGUACGGACCGAUUCACCCGCGAGAUAAGGAGGACAUGGGCACCAGACUGUCCUUAGCUGGUCGGGCAGUCGUCUACGGUCAGAAUGUUACCUUCUCUGGACCCUUCCCAUCUGAAUUCACAGUCGAUACUAAAACAUUGACAGUUCUUAUAAAGUAUGACAACGGAAAUGCCAACAUCAGGAUUGUCGGAAAGAUUGGUUUUGAGAUUUGCUGUUCGGCCAGUACAACCUGUCAAUCUGAUGACACGUCAUGGGUACCAGCCGAGGUAGUCAGUCAGCCGACCCCCUCAUCUCUGACCGUGUCGUAUUAUUGCUAUAAGAAGCAAGCAGUGUCUAUCAGGUAUCUUUGGAGGGAUAUGCCAUGUACAUUUAAAGGAUGUCCAGUGUAUAGUGUGGAGAAUAAUUUGCCUGGUGCUCCUUUUGUUGCAACUUUGUCUUAGUGUCCUAGGAAUGGGGAGUAUGUUAAAGAGAGGGGCUUGAGGUCAAAUUCAGUCUUGUGUUGGAGUGUCCCCCAAAACGAGGGCUGUGCCCCCCCCCAAUGAAAUAUGCACCAUUGAAAUAUUGUGUAGUAUUACUCAUUGUUUUUCUUACAAUCUACAUGCAGACGGUUUUUGUUUUUAAAGUAAGAUAAUUUUUAAUGUUUAAAAUAAAAGAGAACAGUUAUGCAAGAAAAGACAUGUAUAUACCAGCAUUGUUAAAGGAACGUUACAGAACUGGUAAGAAACUAAAAUCGUGAAGAUCACAGAAUUACAUAAAACUAACA
Asterias rubens (European starfish) is the source of this 2112-nucleotide messenger RNA. RefSeq names its product sialate O-acetylesterase-like. The coding region runs from base 203 to 1789 and encodes 528 amino acids. The record is from RefSeq and is a predicted model, not a curated record. The transcript has 11 exons. Gene Ontology annotation, molecular function: sialate O-acetylesterase activity. Gene Ontology annotation, biological process: carbohydrate metabolic process. Lineage: Eukaryota; Metazoa; Echinodermata; Asteroidea; Forcipulatida; Asteriidae.